UGUGGGAGGCUGCCAUAUACAAAAACAACAAACAUCACCUGGCGUCAGGCAAUAAGCAAGUAACAUUUCACGCUGGCUGGUGUGCUAAGGCGUAAGAGCAUACAUUAUGGCUAAAUUAUGAAGAUGUGUCUGAAGCUGCGACAGACAUAUUUCAUUAUUAUGAUUUAGCUAACCAUCAUUGAAUAGAUGGCCAACGACUGCGCUUUUGUAUCUGGAGUAAAGUUAGCUUGCUCGCUAACUGGCUAGCAGCCAACCAGUAAGCGCGAGCCCCUACGGAGGGUGGUCCGUGUCCUCCCGUGAUUCCGGACGCCGGGGACUGGAGGCCAGUGCUGGAUUCCGACGACCCUCUUUGGUAGCCAUUGCUAGCUAACCUUAGCUAUCUCACAAGCAGUUUUGCAUUGUGUCGCUCACAACUCACUGACAAUGUAAAAUAUCAUGGGGACGGAGACACGGGAUCUGGUGAGUAUCACAAAUGCAUGGGAAGGUUCCCGGCUUGUGAGCAAGAUAAUCGGACAACCCCAUCUUCUUCACCUUCUCCACUUAUUCCAGGUGGGGGAGAGGAUGGCCUCCCUCCUCCAUGGCCCCCUGCUGGGGUUGCUGCUGGUGACUGUGGCCCCUGGGUGUUGGGCAGGAGACUGUAAGGGCCACAGACAGGUGCUGAGGGGCCCCCCAGGGUACGUCACAGAUGGGCCAGGGAACUACUCUGUAAACGGGAACUGCGAGUGGCUCAUCAAAGCCCCCAGCAGCAAUUACCGUAUCGUCCUGAACUUCACCUUCAUGGAGACAGAAUGCACCUACGAUUACCUGUUCGUCUACGAUGGAGACUCCUACCAGAGCCCCCUACUGGCCAGUCUGAGUGGCACCACCCUGCCGCAGCCCAUAGAAGCCAAGUCUGGCAAGAUGCUGCUCCACCUCUUCAGCGAUGCCAACUACAACCUCCUGGGCUUCAAUGCCACCUACUCGUUCUCUGUGUGCCCUGGAGCCUGCGGAGGUCACGGGCGCUGUGACACAGCCUCAUCCCUGUGCCAGUGCCACCUGGGCUGGGGAGGAGCCGACUGCGCCACCCCUCUGUGUCCCCAGGCCUGCAUCCUGCAUGGCACCUGUGACAAGAGAGGAGAGCGUUGUCUCUGCAGCUCGGACUUCCUGGGCCAGAGCUGUCAGUUGGGUCUCCGUGAUGACAGUGGGGCGGGGCAGUGGUGGCAGGUGAGCGGGGGCGACCCCUACACUCCCCCCCGGACCGGCUCUGCUGGGGUCUACCUGUCCUCCACUGGAGCCAUGUACCUGUUUGGAGGGUUUGACUUGAACCGAGCUCUGGGGGACCUGGUUAAAUACAACUUCAGCAUGAACCAGUGGGAGAACAGAUCUUAUGGACACUCCCCAGCGGCUCGUCACUCCCACACAGCAGUUGAGUGGAAGGGGAACAUGGUGAUCUUCGGAGGAGAGCUCGCGAGCGCCGCUUUAGCCAGCGAUGUCUGGAUGUACCGCCCAAUCCAGGAUGACUGGCAGCAGCUCGGCCAAUCCCAUUUGCACGGGGCACCGAGAGUGGCCAACCAUGCAGCAGCUGUAGUGGACAACUAUCUCUACAUAUUUGGAGGUCGUACGGAAGAGGACAUGUUCUCGUCAUCACUGUAUCGGUUUGGUCUGCGGGGUUCUGGGGUGUGGGAAGCGGUGCAGCCCACCGGUGGGAAGCCCCCCGCCACAGCAGGUCACUCCAUGGUGUUCCACCCCCCGUCCCGGGCCCUGCUGGUCUACGGGGGCCACAGGCCUACCACCGCCAGGUUCAGUGUACGUGUGAACUCCACGGAUGUAUUCCACGUGGACCGGAGGUUCUGGACCUCGUUCCGCUCCCGUUUCCCAGCCACAGGCCCCAGGGAGAGAGCCUUCCACUCAGCCACCGUCAUCGGCAACUACAUGGUGGUCUAUGGGGGGAAUGUGCACAUCCACUACCAGGAGGAGAAGUGUUAUGAUGAGGGAAUCUUCUUCUACCACCUGGGCUGUCACCAGUGGGUGUCUGCUGGGGAGAGCCUCCAGCACAGAGGAGAGGCUGUGAGAGGGCGGUACUCCCAUGUAGCUGCUGUGAUGGAGGGCAGGGUGCUGCUGGUUGCCGGGGGAUACAGUGGUAUUGCCCGUGGAGACCUGGUGGCGUACAAAGUUCCUCUGUUUGUGAGCAGUGACCCAGGAGACCGGGUGAGUCAAGAUGACGCUGUGUGUGCCGAGGCACCAGACGAGAGCGUGUGUCUGAAGAACCCAGAAUGCAGCUGGUGUGAGGGCCGCUGUCGGGAGUACCAACCCACCAACCCGUGUGGCAGCACAGGGUGCCUGGGCCUGGCCCGCUUCCUUUCUGACUGCCAGUCCUGCCUGGUGUUCAGUGGGGCUCCAGGUUCCCUGCCCCGCGCCCCCGGUGACUUCGGCUGGUGUGUCCAGAACGAGUCCUGCCUACCUGUGUCAGAUCAAAGUGCUUGCCGUGUGGACCAGAUCUCAGGGGCGUACGGCUGGUGGGGGGAGCGUACCCGUUUCCUCACCUCAAUCCUUUCCUGUCGCACUGAGAACUAUGUCCCGGGACUGCACCUGCUCACCUUCCAGCACCCCCGCAACGACUCCCAGCCUGACAAGGUGUCCAUCCUGCGCAGCACCUCCAUCAUCCUCAGCCCCACCACAGAGAUGGACGUCACCCUGCAGUUCCGGGGCUUCAUCCACCCCCUGUGGGGUGCGCCUCCACCUGCACCCCCUCCCACCGAGACAGUCUCCAUGUGGGCCCGGAUACAGAGGCUACACUUUGAGGCCCGCAUGGCUGCUGGACCCAAUUCCCUGCAACUGAAGGAGGUGGUAGGUCGCUGGGCAGCUCACCAGGAGAAGGAGACGAAGCUGCUGUCCCGUCCUGACAUGGGUCGUCUGUUUCCCAACCUGACCCGAGGGAACCGCUACCUGGUCCAGGCCGAGGGAUACCUCAACAACUCAGGCUCUGGACAGACCAGUGAGAUGGCCCUGACCUGGAACAGAACCACCCUGCCCGGCGGAAGUGAGAUUUCCUUCUUGUUCUUGGAGCCGUACCGUUCUGGCUCUUGCUCGGGGUACCAGUCGUGCUUGGCGUGUCUGUCAGACCAGUCCUGUGGCUGGUGUCCGUCUCUGGGCCGCUGUCUGUUCCGUGCCCUGCCUGACCUGGAGCCCUGCCCGGAGGACCAGGGGGAAGGGGAGCGCCACCUGCUGCUGGCCCCGCCGCAAUGCACCCUCUGUGAGGAGUACAGGGACUGCUCCGCCUGCACUCAGGACCCCUACUGUGAGUGGCAGAUAAACUCCAGCAAGAAGGGUGACUACCAAUGCAGCCGACGGGGGAGACUGGAAGGAUCCAUUCGCGACCCAGUGGGGUGCCCUAAAGUCUGCAACCAGAGGAGGACAUGUGGGGAGUGUUUGUCUAACUCCAGUCAGUGUGCGUGGUGUGAGUCGGCCCAAGCCUGCUUCUACUUUGCGGCCUACCUCACUAAGUACCCCUACGGAGAGUGCAGGGACUGGUAUGACAGUGUCCACUCAGUGCCCCAGUGUAAGCAGUGCUCAGCUCUGGUCACCUGUACAGACUGUCUCCAGACGUUCCAGUGUGGCUGGUGUGGAGACUACAACAACCCCACCAUCGGCAGGUGUCUAAGAGGAGACUGGGCAGGGAUGGACGACCCCUCUGUGUAUAACUGCAGUGUGGCUGUGGCUGAAGUACGGGCUACCAGUCCUGAGCCCCAGACCUUGGCCCCCCCGCGGCCCAUGGAGAUGGAGCUGGAGCUGGAGCACCUGGAGGAGGGGGAGAGGGAUGCAGUCUGGUCCUACCCCACCUGUCCCGAUGUGGAGGAGUGCAGGCUGGGCCUCCACAGCUGCCACCCCUUCGCCACCUGCGUCAACACCCCCACCUCCUACGAGUGCCACUGUGAGAGGGGCUACACUGGGGACGGCACCCUGCACUGCAACCAGACUUGUUAUAAUGAGUGUCGUGAGGGCCAGUGCAGCGGCAGCCCGCGGUUUGAGUGUGAGUGUUCCCUGGGCUGGACAUCUGACCCAGCCACCCUGGUGCUGAGCGGGGUGGAGUGUGACGUGGACUGUGGCUGUAACUUCCACAGCACCUGUAUCACCGCCCCAGGCAUCUGUGACCACUGCCAGGAUUGGACAACGGGUCCCCAGUGUGAGCACUGUCGACCAGGGAGUUUUGGUUCUGCGCUGGCCGGGGGCGGGGGCUGUGUGCCCUGCCAGUGCAACGGCCAUGGAGACCCCCUCCAGGGCUACUGCCACAAUCAGACAGGCCAAUGCUUCUGCACACACCACACCCAGGGACCACACUGUGAAUCCUGCCUGCCCGGAUACUACGGAGACCCCAGGAAUAAUGGCACCUGUUUCCGUCAGUGUCAGGGGCGCUCUGUGAUCCUGUCCCACCAGUCACCCCUCUCUGAGCUCCCCAUCUCGUCCUCCCUGGGGUGGCGAGGGGGCGUCGGGGGGAAGGGGGGACUCUCCCACUGUCUGUGGGUCCUGUCUGUCUCUGAGAACCUGGCCCCCUGUGUGCCGGGCGAGCUGUGCCCUCCUGUGGCUCUCACCCUGCACCCAGACUCUCACACACAGUGCACUAGCUCCUACGUUUACGUGUUUGACGGCCUGCCUCGUUUCUUGAGCAACGGGGUGGUGCACUCAGACCACAACCUGAUUGGAGCGUUCUGUGGGACGACCCGGACUCAGCCAAUCACUGUGGAGGCCACUUCAGGUGUGAUCUCUGUCUACUUUGAGGCCAACGUCUCGUCCGACCACCCUCAGGGUUUCAACGCCUCCUUCUGGGUGCGACGCUGUCGAGAGGGUUCUGAGGCAGGCGAGGAUGGGUCACCGGUGUGCCAGGGAGGGGCGCAGUGCAGUGGGGGGCUGUGCCAGUGUCCUCAGGGGUACGGGGGGCCGUACUGCGACAGGCCCCUCUGUCCCGAGGACUGUGGGCUAGCAGAGGUCCGAGGCUCCUGCAACUUGUCUCUGGGAGUGUGUGUGUGUGCAGACGGUUGGGGCGGCUCGGACUGCUCCACUCCUCUGGACUCCAGUAGCCUAGUUUGGGAAACCCUACUGGACACACAGCUCACAGCGAAUCAGGCCCACAGGUUCCUCCACCGGAUGGGCCAUUCUCUAGUGUCUGGGCCCCAGGGGAACCUCUGGAUGUAUGGAGGCCUCUCUCUCUCAGAGGGCAUCCUGGGAAACGUCUACAGGUACUCUGUGUUGGAGCGGCGCUGGACUCAGAUGCUGACCAGCUCAGUGGAGGAAGGCUCCACCCCCAGCCCACGCUACCACCAUGCCUCUGCCCUUCUGGCCAGUCACCAGCCUCUCUCCGGCGCCCAGGGAGCCACUCACAACCUCAUGCUGGUGGUGGGCGGUGUCACGCAGAAGGGCGUCGCCCUGGAUACGUGGAGCCUCAACCUCAGCAGUCUGGUGUGGAGACAGCACAAGAGCUCAGUGCUGCCACCGGUGGCAGGUCAUACUCUAACGGUGCGUCGGGACUCCUCUAUGCUGCUCAUCGGAGGUUACUCUCCAGAGAACGGCUUCAACCACCACCUGCUGGAGUUCAACAUCCACUCUGGCAACUGGACCGUCGCCCCCCACACCGGCACGCCUCCUACAGGUCUGUAUGGCCACUCUGCUGUGUACCACGAGCAGACGGACGCCGUGUACGUGUUCGGAGGCUACCGCUUCCACGUGGAGACAGUGGAGCCCUCAGGAGAGCUCUACAGUCUCUACUAUCCCAAUCUCACCUGGUCCCUACUGGUCCCCUCACAGGGGAAUAAGCCCCUGUCUCGUUUCUUCCACGCUGCAGCCCUGAUAAAAGACACCAUGGUGAUCGUGGGAGGGAGGACAGGAGAGGAGGACUACAGCAACACAGUGUCUCUGUACCAGAUCAACUGUAACACCUGGAUACAGCCAGACUCGGCGGUGGGUGAGCCAGUUAACCGUUCAGUGUCUCUGGCCAUGGCGGGCUGGGGUGGGCGGCUGUUCCUCUCUGGGGGUUUCAACGGGGUCACCCUGGGGCGUCUUCUCACCCUGACCCUUCCCUCUGACCCCUGUGCCCUGCUGUCCAUGCCCGAGGCCUGCAACACCACCACAGGCAGCUGUGUCUGGUGCAGGGGCACCUGCGCCUCCUCUAAUACCGCUGAGAGACUGGGCUGUUCAAUUGGUCAGUCUCCCUGCUCCCCCACCCCUCGUCUACCAGACCAGUGUCGAAGACUGAAGACCUGCAGCGAGUGUCUGGCACGCCACCCCAGGACCUUCUCUAGCCCCUCACAGUCCCAGUCUGCUCUGCAGUGUAAGUGGUGUACAAACUGUCCAGAGGGAGCAUGCAUCAGCAGUACUGUCAGCUGCACCUCAGAACAUGACUGCAGGAUCAACCAGAGAGAGAUCUUCCUGUCCAGCAACUGUACUGAGACCAGCUGUGAGGCCUCCGACUGCCCCAAGUGCACCGCCUCAGGGAAGUGCAUGUGGACACGCCAGUUCAAACGCACUGGGGAGACCAGGCGCAUCCUGAGUGUGAACCCCACCUACGACUGGACGUGCUUCAGCUACGCCCUGCUCAACGUGUCCCCCAUGCAGGUGGAGUCCUCCCCCCCUCUGCCCUGCCCGCCCCCCUGUUACCACCUCAGCACCUGCAGCCUCUGCCUGGGCUCCCGGGGCUCAGAUGGGGGCUGGCAGCACUGUGUGUGGAGCAUGGCACUGCAGCAGUGUGUGAGUCCAUCCUUCGUGCCUCUGCGCUGUGAGGCGGGUCAGUGUGGUCGUCUGCUGUCUGGUGGGGACUCCUGCUCCCCACAGUGCGCCCAGCUCACCCAGUGCUCCCAGUGCAUCGCCUGGCCCCAGUGUGGCUGGUGUGCUGCACGCGGGGGCAAUGGGGCUGGACGCUGCCAGCAGGGAGGCCUCGACGGUGUGAGUGAGGGAGUGUGUCCCCAGAGGAACAGCAGCUGGUCAUUCCUCCACUGCCCGGAGGAAGAUGAGUGUGCCAACGGCCACCACCACUGUAACAGCACCCAGGACUGCCAUGACCUGACCCAGGGAUACCACUGCACCUGCAAGCAGGGCUACGUUCUCAGCCGUGUGUCAGGCCAGUGUGAGCCGGUGUGUGCUCAGGGUUGUGUCAACGGGACGUGUGUGUCCCCGGGAGUGUGUCAGUGUCACUUUGGCUUCGUGGGGGACAACUGCUCGUCUCAGUGUCGCUGUAACAAACACAGCAACUGUAAAGGAGUGUCUGAGACUGACAAGUGUCUGGAGUGUAGAAACAACACCAUGGGUGAUCACUGUGAGAAGUGUAAGCCCCUGUAUGUGGGGUCGGCGGUGGGUGGGGGGACGUGCCGCCCCUGUCGGGAGUUCUGCAGGGGGAACAGCGCUGUGUGUCUGUCCCGGGACGAACACAAGAGGGCGGUAGACCACCCCCAAGACCACCCUCUGGACCAAGACAGCAUUGUUCAGUGGGUGUCGGAGGGUCCUACAGAGGACGCAGCGGUUUGUGUGAGCUGCCAGAACAACAGCGUGGGGGACAAGUGUGAGAGCUGCCUUAGCGGCUACUUCCUACUGCAGGGGAAGUGUGACAAGUGUCAGUGUAACGGCCAUGCUGACACGUGUAAUGAACAUGACGGCACAGGCUGCCCCUGUCAGAACAACACAGAGACCUCUUCCUGCCUCAGCAGCCCGCAGAGCGACAGGAAGGACUGCUACAGAACACAGUGUGCCAAGUGCAAAGACUCCUUCAACGGCACACCGGUAAACGGGCGCCAGUGCUACCGGCAGUUCAACGUGGACAAUGAGUGCUGCUUCGACCCCACCUCCCAGACAAACUGCUUCCACGACCCCACCAUCCGCAAUCUGCCCAAGGGACGCACCGUCUUCUUCGCUGCCCAGCCAAAGUUCACCAACGUGGACAUCCGGGUCACCAUCGACGUGACCUUCGGGGAGGUGGAGGUGUACGUGUCCAACUCCCACGACACCUUCAUCGUAGAAGUGGACCGCCACACAGGCAUCCACGCCGUCAAGAUCGAGGACGAGUCAGCGGCCCGAGGUGGGGUGAGCGGGGGGGAUAAGGAGACGCCUCCAUCACCUAUGAAGGUGUAUGCCAACUCCUCAUCCAGUCUGGGUGGGCCCAUGCUCCCCAACACCCCCCUGCAGCUCCACGCCAAGCCCCAGGGGGCGGACAGGGAGGUACGGGAGGCCAGGACGGAGGGGCUCAUCUCCUACAUCACGGUGUGGAAGCCCCAGACAGUGCUGAUCGUUCGAGGUGUCCGUGACCGCGUGGUCAUCACCUUCCCCCAUGAGGUCCAUUCCCUGAAGUCCAGCCGCUUCUACAUCGCCCUGCGCGGGGUAGGCACCGACGAGAGACAGGGCGAGUCCCAGGGCCUGCUCUUCCUCCGCCAGGACCAGGCCCACAUCGACCUGUUCGUCUUCUUCUCUGUUUUCUUCUCCUGCUUCUUCCUCUUCCUCUCCGUCUGCGUCCUCCUCUGGAAGAUUAAACAGUUCAUGGACUUCCGCCGAGAGCAGAGGCGUCAUAUCCAGGAAAUGACCAAGAUGGCAUCCAGGCCCUUCGCCAAGCUCACUGUCUAUUUGGAGCCAGAGGAGCCCCAGCUCAUCUACCUGCCCUCCACAGGGGGCGGAGGUGUGGGGGGCAGUGCCGUGUCCCUGGCCCAUGCACGCACAGGCAAGCUGGGGGGCAUUGUAGUUGGCCAGAGGGGGAGAGCUGGAGCCGUCUCCUACAAACACGAGCCAGGCUCCGGCCCCACCGUCCACCACCACCACCUUACUCUGGGCGGAGGGGGCAACAGUGGGCAGCACCUGCCCCUGCAUUACCUCAACACCCACCACUAUGUCCCCACCACCGCCAACACCACGGCCUCGCACCACCACCACCCGUCCUCCCACAGCGGGUACCAGCACUUCUGCCGCUCUGACCCCUUCCUGUCCCAGCUCAUGGGCUUCUCCUACUCCACCUUCAAAGUGGGACCCAUCACCCUGGAGCCCACGGACGACGGCAUGGCCGGGGUGGCCACCGUCCUCAUCCAGCUGCCGGGGGGCAUCCUGGCCCCUAACCGCGCCUGCCUGGGGUCCGCCCUGGUCACACUACGGCAGAACCUCCAGGAGUACUGUGGUCACGGCAAUGGAGGGGGACACCCCGGAGCGGGAGGGGUGCGCAAAGGCCUGCUAGGGCAUCAGCACCUCACCACCAUGGCUAUGUAGAGAAGAGA
Messenger RNA from Coregonus clupeaformis (lake whitefish), 9215 nucleotides. RefSeq names its product multiple epidermal growth factor-like domains protein 8. Bases 436 to 9207 code for a protein of 2923 amino acids. The record is from RefSeq and is a predicted model, not a curated record. The transcript has 43 exons. NCBI's taxonomy places the organism in Eukaryota, Metazoa, Chordata, Actinopteri, Salmoniformes, Salmonidae. Gene Ontology annotation, molecular function: calcium ion binding; protein binding.